Messenger RNA from Guillardia theta CCMP2712, 732 nucleotides. RefSeq lists its product as hypothetical. Gene Ontology annotation, molecular function: nucleic acid binding. Gene Ontology annotation, cellular component: precatalytic spliceosome. Gene Ontology annotation, biological process: mRNA cis splicing, via spliceosome. The record is from RefSeq and is a predicted model, not a curated record. NCBI's taxonomy places the organism in Eukaryota, Cryptophyceae, Pyrenomonadales, Geminigeraceae. The transcript has 2 exons. The coding region runs from base 26 to 478 and encodes 150 amino acids.
CGGAGGUUCGUUUGCAGAGAAGAUGAUGAAGAGGAUGGGCUGGGAGGAAGGGAAGGGGCUCGGGGCGCAGAGCCAGGGGAUCACCGCAGCUCUGCAAGCGCACAAGACUGGCAACAAGACCGGGAGGAUAGUGAGCAACGAGCUCGGACAGCUCGGAGCUCCCAGCCGCUGCGUCCUGCUGACGAACAUGGUCGGGGCGGGGGAGGUGGACGAGCGGCUGGAGGAGGAGACGAAGCAGGAGUGCUCAAAGUACGGCUUCAUCUCCCGCUGCGUCAUCCAUGAGCUGCCUCCUGGAGCUCCGGAGGACCAGGCGGUCAGGAUCUUCCUCCUCUUCGGCAAGCAGGAGAGCGCCAUGAAGGCUGUCAUGGACCUCGACGGCAGGUUCUUCGGUGGCCGACAAGUCCGCGCGAGCUUCUUCGGGGAAGAUGACUUUGCGAACAAGAAACUGGACCCCAAGGAGACGGACGACGAAUUAUGAAGGACAAUCCAUAUUCUCCUUCUCCUCCUUGACCUUAGCGUAGUUGUCCUUCCCCUUUCCUUCUCUUGCUGCUUCUGCUUCUACUCUGCAACGUGCAGGGGUGGAGGAGGAAGGAGCAGUGGAAGAUGAGCUGACAGCGGUAGUGGAAAAGGAGGUGGGAAAGUCGAUGAUGAUGAUGAUGAUGAUGAUGAUGAUGAUGAUGAGAUAUGAGUUGCAUUACUUGACGUGUCUAGCUCAGUACAUUCACAAUGAUC